This is a messenger RNA of Amblyraja radiata (thorny skate), 948 nucleotides long. RefSeq names its product transmembrane protein 144-like. Bases 1 to 948 code for a protein of 315 amino acids. Gene Ontology annotation, molecular function: carbohydrate transmembrane transporter activity. The transcript is spliced from 9 exons. NCBI's taxonomy places the organism in Eukaryota, Metazoa, Chordata, Chondrichthyes, Rajiformes, Rajidae. Gene Ontology annotation, cellular component: membrane. Gene Ontology annotation, biological process: carbohydrate transmembrane transport. The record is from RefSeq and is a predicted model, not a curated record.
AUGGCAAAGAAUCUCACAGGCACCUUGCCACUCGUGAAAGGCUUUGUUGCCACAGCUAUUGCUGUCAUUUGUUUUGGCAGCAAUUUUGUCCCGGUGAAGAAAAUUGAUACAGGAGAUGGCCUGUUUUUCCAGUGGAUUUUCUGUACUGCAGUUUGGGUUGUCUCACUGGUGAUCCAUCUUAUCCAACUGUGUCCAAAGUUCUGGCCUCUCACAAUGCUCGGUGGAUUUCUGUGGGCUACAGGGAACGUCACCGUUAUUCCCAUAUUAAAAACUGUUGGUCUUGGCAUGGGAGCUUUAAUCUGGUCUACAUUUAGCCUUCUAAUGGGCUGGGCUAGUUCAAGGUUUGGCUGGUUUGGAUUGAACGUUCAGACUGUUCCAAGUCCCAUCCUAAACUAUAUUGGAACGGCAAUGGCAGCUUUAAGUGCUGGGAUUCUUAUAUUUGUGAAAACCGAGAAUAAAGAACCACCACAAGAAGAAACAUCCCCCUUAAUACAGGACAAGGAAAUGGAAAAGGACAAGGAAAUGGAAAAGGACAAGGGCUGGACUGAUAAACUCAACCCCCCACAAAAGAAAUUGGUAGGCUGCAGUCUUGCAAUGUAUGCAGGCUUAUUGUACGGCUCCAGUUUUGUGCCAGUCCUCUACAUUAAAAACCACGCAGAAAAAAAUGAAACCAAGUUUUUCGGAGCUAGUCAGUUUGACAUGGAUUAUGUUUUUGCGUACUGCAGUGGGAUUAUUCUGACCAGUACAGUUUAUUUUCUCAUAUAUUGUGGAGUGAAGAAAAACAAACCAUGUGUUUAUUCAACAGCAGUAUUACCCGCUUUCUUCUCGGGACUGCUGUGGGGAAUAGCAAACGGUGCUUGGUUUCUGGCAAACUACUACCUGGGAGCAGUUAUCACAUUUCCUCUCAUUACUGCUGUGAGUAUCAUAACGUUCUGCUCAUACCUCUAG